AUGGUUAACGUAGUUUUGGGUGCGCAAUGGGGGGACGAAGGUAAGGGGAAGUUGGUCGAUUUGCUCGUGGGUCACUACGACAUUGUCGCUAGAUGUGCCGGUGGGAACAACGCUGGCCACACGAUUGUCGUUGACGGGGUCAAGUACGACUUCCACAUGCUCCCCUCCGGGCUUGUCAACCCGAACUGUCUGAACUUGAUCGGGAACGGGGUUGUGAUGCACAUCCCGUCGUUCUUCCAAGAACUGGAGAACAUCGAGUCCAAAGGUAUGACCACGGCGAGGGAGCGGUUGUUCAUCUCCUCGCGUGCUCACAUUGUCUUUGGGUUCCACCAGCGCACGGAUAAGUUGCGUGAGCUUGAGCUUGCCGGGAGGUCCAAAGACGGGAAGAACAUUGGUACCACGGGGAAAGGGAUCGGCCCCACGUACUCGACGAAGGCGUCGCGUUCCGGGUUGCGGAUCCACCACUUGGUCAACGACGACCCUAACUCGUGGGAGGAGUUCAAGACGAAGUACAUGCGGUUGCUGGAGACCCGUUGGGCCCGGUACGGCCACUUCGACUACGACUACGAGGGCGAGCUCGCCGCGAUGAAACAGUACCGUGAGACGCUCAAACCGUUUGUGGUGGACUCCGUGUUCUUCAUCCACGACGCGAUCCGCCAGGGGAAGAAGAUCCUCGUCGAAGGUGCAAACGCGCUGAUGCUUGAUAUUGACUUCGGGACGUACCCGUACGUGACCUCUUCGAGCACGGCAAUCGGCGGUGUGUUGACCGGUCUCGGGAUCCCACCGCGCGCCAUUGAAAACGUCUACGGGGUAGUCAAGGCGUACACGACGCGUGUCGGUGAGGGACCCUUCCCAGCGGAACAACUAAACGAACAGGGGGAGAAGUUGCAACAGAUCGGCGCGGAGUACGGUGUCACGACGGGCCGCAAGAGGCGUUGUGGGUGGCUCGACUUGGUCAUCAUGAAGUACUCCACGUGGAUCAACGGGUACACGUCGCUGAACGUCACGAAACUGGACGUCCUGGACACCUUCGACGAGAUCCCAGUCGCCGUUGGCUACACUCUCAACGGCAAGAAACUCGACCUUUUCCCAGAAGACUUGAACACUCUGGGCAAAGUCGACGUCGAGUACGUCACGCUGCCCGGCUGGAAGCAGGACAUCACCUCGAUAAAGUCGUACAACGACCUCCCAGAGAACGCCAAGAAAUACCUGCAGUUCAUCGAGGACUUCGUCGGCGUCCCCGUCGAGUGGGUCGGCACGGGCCCAGCAAGAGACAGCAUGCUACAUCGCGACGUCUGA
This is a messenger RNA of Huiozyma naganishii CBS 8797, 1299 nucleotides long. It is a transcript of the gene ADE12, whose product is annotated as adenylosuccinate synthase. Gene Ontology annotation, biological process: IMP metabolic process; 'de novo' AMP biosynthetic process. Gene Ontology annotation, cellular component: cytoplasm. Bases 1 to 1299 code for a protein of 432 amino acids. The transcript has a single exon. Gene Ontology annotation, molecular function: GTP binding; adenylosuccinate synthase activity. Lineage: Eukaryota; Fungi; Ascomycota; Saccharomycetes; Saccharomycetales; Saccharomycetaceae. The record is from RefSeq and is a predicted model, not a curated record.